AGCAAUUGCAGUUUUGUAGACUGAUAGUAAUUAAUUACUGAACUUACUCAAAAGCACAUCCAAAAUGUUUCUUUAAAGGCAUACUGAUACUUGAGCUGUUUUGGUAUUCAGAUUAAUUACCUCUUGGGAAGAGAAAAGGAAGUGUAAAUGUGUAAGCACGUCUGAGAAUUUUUUGUGUAAAGUUAUGGCUUGGGCCCGCUGGCUUCCCCCAAAAUAUUUGCAUGAUUCAAGGCUGAUCUCUGCAGCCAUUUGACUGAAAGAAAACAUUUUAAUUGCAAUCGUAGUCAUUUGGAGUAGUAAGAACUUGCAAAAAUGUAAGCCACCUCAUCAGGAAGCAGAAACACGAGACACAGUUUACCAGUAGAAGUUUGAUUAGCAAAUGAGGUGUCACUGGCUGGCUGCCCCACUAUGCAGUGUGUGAGCCACCCGUGGGCUGAGGGUUUGACUGGUUUCGGCAAUAUGAUCACAACCCACAGAAAAAAGGGAAACACAGGAGCAACAAUGACAAAGCAAAAAUGCACAAAAACAAUGGCUCAAACCAGCUGUGUCACCUAUUUUAAUGUCAUCUCAAGUGAGGAUGGAGACGAAGGCGUGUGCUUGUGGGACAGCAGGCCUGUCUUUCCUAGGGACAGGCCUGGGAAGGGAUCAUGGACCUCUGGAGAUGGGGGCAACCUCAAUGGAAGAAAGGGGAGACCAAAGCUCUGCUUUUUCUCUGAGGCAACAUAUGACCUAGGUCCUGGGUCUGGCCCUUGGCUUGCUCUGGUCUCCUUAACUUAGAAAAAGAGUUGUUACAGCAGCAUCAGCAACUCCUGGGUGUCAACUGACUUACACGAAGGGUGCCGAGCUCUAACUGGGUCCUCUGAGUUGGGGACAUUUGCACUACUGAUUGCAGCAUGACUACUGACCCGAACUCCUUUCCUAGAGCUCAGGUCAGGACCAGGGUGGCCUUUCAUCCUGCAACUCACAGGCACUACUCAGCUGGCUUAGAAAUCUGUGUUUGCAUUUAGGCACUUGUGAAAACCCAACCUUAUAGAAAAGGUGCUUGUGAAAAACCCAUUCCCCCUGUCUGUCUAGCAGCCCAGCCGGGAAAUUGUCAGUUUCUGACUCUGACGUUUGUUGUCAUGUCCCCCAAAAAUUUUGUUAUUCAGCUGAUUGUCAGAGGGGCAGGAAGUUUUUUCAACUACUCUUACUGUAGUUGAAGGGUGUGGGAAUGUCCCUAGAGUAAGAGUGCAGUGAAUAAAAAGGGGGAAGUCACACUCGAGGCAUCAGUCGCUCUUUCAUCCCACUGAGCGUACAGCUGAGAUGAUGAUGGUCGCUUGCCUGCUCCUCUCCAGCAUCUGGGCCGUUACAUCAGCCUCUGUGCAGGUGAUGAACAGAAGAGUCCAGUCGGUCCAGGCAGGAGGAAACGUUACUUUUUCAUGCCAGUCAGUCACAAAAGAAGAUGUGAUACAGGUGACCUGGCAGAAGGAGACGGAUGGGCCUGAAGACAACAUAGCGACUUACAGUACAAUGAACGGCCAGAAGAUAGCCAAGGGCUAUGUCAGCCACGUGAGCUUCGCCCACAGCGAGUUACAAGCCUCAGCCAUCUCCCUUCAUGGAGUCACCCUCCAAGACGAAGGAUGCUACAAAUGCAUCUUCAACACGUUUCCCUCCGGGGCUGUCACUGGCAGGAUGUGUCUCAAGGUUUACGCCAUCUCGGACCCCAAAGUGGAAGCUAAACUUAUACCCAAUCCAGACAAAGCUGAGGACUCUGAGAAAGUGGUGGGGAUAAGCUGCUCAGCAACAGGGAAACCAGCUCCAAAAAUAACCUGGCACCUUCCCAGCAUCCUGCAGCAGAAGCCAAGGGAAUAUCACAUCAAGUUCAGCAACCAGACCGUGACUGUUAUCAGCAAUUUCACCCACACCCCCUCCAAAAUCCUUCAUGAGUACCCCAUCGCCUGCGUGAUCCAACACCCUUCUCUAAAUGUGACCCUGGUCCUGCCCACGGACAGCCUGGAGCAAGGUCCGGACAGCACCGUGGCACCCACUAUUGCCAUUGUAGUGGGAGUACUGGUUCCCCUGACUUCCCUCCUCCUUCUCACCUGUCUCCUCUGCCACUGCCUCAGGCACUCACGUGACCCGGAGAGAAACCCAGCCUGGCCAUGCUGGGUACUUCCUGCCUGUAGCAAGGCCAAGAAGUGCAGGCAGUAUGGAGCUGCAGGCAGGUGGGAUCCUGUGGUGUCCCCCAGCCCAAGUGCACCACUGAACACCUGAGAAACUACCCACACUACACAUGCAAGAGGGAAACUCUUACAACAGCACCUCAAGCUUCCAAGCAAACCUGCUGUGACUCUUUCCAAGAGUAACACAGAAAAGGACAAUUUAUAAUAGAUAUUUAUUUAUUUUGUUACACUAUAAUAUUCCAUUUUGUAGGAAAAAAGAUGUAAAGUAUUUAUUUGAGAUUCAGGCUGGCUGUGU
Molecule: messenger RNA, 2457 nt
Organism: Chiroxiphia lanceolata (lance-tailed manakin)
Lineage: Eukaryota; Metazoa; Chordata; Aves; Passeriformes; Pipridae
Gene: CD200
Product: CD200 molecule
Exons: 5
Coding region: 1303-2253 (316 amino acids)
Biological process (GO): negative regulation of macrophage activation; regulation of immune response
Molecular function (GO): cell-cell adhesion mediator activity
Source: RefSeq, a predicted model, not a curated record